AACCCCAACGAGGUGGACCAUGGAGUGCCGGGAGGGACAGCUUCUCAUUUCUUCAGAAAAUGAUUCAACCCCAGUAGUUUCAACAUCGGAAGUAACUAGUCAACAAGAGCCCCAAAUUCUUGUUGACCGAGUGUCUGAGACCAACUGCGAAAGCAGCGCCGCCAUUGAUAGAGACCAAGGCAUAGGGAUUCCUGACGAACAAGACUCUCAAAGGGGUGAGGACGGCAGCCCCGAAGAUGCUGCCCAGGCCCCAGAAAAUUCCCAGGAAGGGAAAGACAUGAGUAAAAGCCAGGAUGAUGAAGUUCCUGAUGAAGUUGAGAACCAGUUUAUAUUGCGUCUGCCUCUGGAACACGCUUGUGCUGUCAGGAACCUAAUACGUUCUCAAAGUGUCGACAUUAAGGACAAACUGAAAAUUGACUUAUCACCUGAUAGGCGCCAUGCAGUUGUUGAAGUAGAAGAUGUCCAACUAGCUGGUAAGCUGGUUGACUUGCCUUGUGUUACUGAAAGCCUGAAAACUCAUGAUAAAGAAACCUUUUAUAAAACAGCAGACAUUUCUCAGAUGCUUGUGUGCACUGCUGAUGGUGAUCUUCACCCUUCUCCAGAAGAACCAGCUGCCUCUACUGAUCCUAAUGUAAUCAGGAAAAAUGAAAGGGAGAGAGAGAAGAAAGGUGUCUGGAAGCAUGGCAUUACUCCACCGCUUAAGAAUGUGAGAAAGAAAAGGUUCCGGAAAACAAAAAGAAAGGUUCCUGAUGUCAAAGAAAUGGAAGAAAUCAGCUCUACUGAGAACACUGAAUCUCCAGAUGUGGAAAAGGAAGUAAGGAGACUGCUGCAUUCAGAUGCUGAAGCCGUAAGUACCCGUUGGGAAGUUAUUGCUGAAGAUGGAACCAAGGAAAUAGAAAGUCAAGGCUCCAUCCCAGGAUUUGUGAUAUCCUCGGGAAUGAACAGCUACAAGCAGAGUCACAUCUCGUCAGAAUAUUAUAUGCUUCGAGAGAUGUUCAGUGGUUCUAGAAGUAACAAUGAUGAGGAUGAGGAUGAGGAUGAAGAUGAGGAUGAGGAUGAGGACGAUGAGGAUGACGAGGAUGACGAGGAAGAUGAGGAAGAUGAGGAAGAUGAGGAUGAAGAGUAUCUCAAAAGGCAGACACAGGCCAAGUUUAUUGAAUCUGGCCAGUAUAGGGCAAAUGAAGGUACCAGUUCAAUAGUCAUGGAAAUUCAGAAGCAGAUUUGUAAAAAGGAGAAAAAGCUCCAUGAGAUUCAGAAAAAAGCACAAAGACAGAAGGAUCUCAUCAUGAAGGUGGAAAACCUGACACUCAAGAAUCAUUUUCAGUCUGUGCUGGAGCAGCUUCAGGUACAGGAAAAACGAAAAAAUGAGAAGCUCAUUUCUCUACAGGAAAAAUUGCAGCGUUUUCAGAAGAAGUGAUGAGAGCCAUUAGCCUGGCACACAAACCUUGGAUUCACCAUCCAAACUGAAGACUGGAUGAAACUGUGCAUGUUUCUGUCCCUUCAGCUGCCUUAUGUUGAAUCAGUUAUAUUUAUCUGUACCUUUUUUGCUACUUUUAAUAUGCUCAAGGUUUGCAGUCAUGUAGAAAAGAGCAGUAUAAAAAAUAAUAGACUUAGAGAUCCCAUUCACCAUGAGACUUUCUCUUUGUCAAUUUGGGAAUUAUUAUUAUUAAUUUAGAAAUGAGCUCUUGUUAGGUUGCCCUGGCUGAAAUCAGACUCCUGGGCUUAAGGAAUCCUCCCAUCUCAGCCUCCUGAGUAGCUGGGACUACAGCUGUGCACCACUGCACUGAAUGAGAAUUAAUUUUAUUGCUUCUGUGCUAUGGUACCAGCAGAUGAUUCAGCCAUGCUUCCAAAAGCAGUCUAGUCUAGAGGCCAUACAGCUGGUUGGUUUGCAUAUGUUUUAGCUUUUCUUUUGGUUUGUAAUAUUUCCUAAAAUAUACACGAAAAGAUGAGGUAAUUUCUACUAAGCACUAGGACCUGCCACAGUGAAUUUAAGUGCCUGCCUUGCAGCAGUUAAUACUAGAUUGUGUCCUGUCUCUGUUCAGGUAACAGAGCUGCAUUCCUGCUCAAGGAUGAUUUAUUGCUGCUGUUUAUGUUUGUUCUGUUGUUUUUAGGACUGGAGCUAGUUGUUAUUCACCAGCUAAGAGAAGAGAUGAAGAAAUUAUGAACUGUUACCCUUAUUCUGAGCCUUCCCCUCUUAACCCCCAUCAAUUAAGGUUAGGGAGAGCAAGCUGCCGUAAUGCCUGUGAAGACUUCUUUAACAAUCUUGUUUGUUUUUUUUCCAGGUAUACUAUUAGUGUUUUAUGCUCUAUGUUCUUUAAGCAAUAAAUAAAUUGUUCCUUUUAAAUGGA
Molecule: messenger RNA, 2348 nt
Organism: Saimiri boliviensis boliviensis (Bolivian squirrel monkey)
Lineage: Eukaryota; Metazoa; Chordata; Mammalia; Primates; Cebidae
Gene: TAF7L
Product: TATA-box binding protein associated factor 7 like
Biological process (GO): transcription initiation at RNA polymerase II promoter; RNA polymerase II preinitiation complex assembly
Cellular component (GO): transcription factor TFIID complex
Molecular function (GO): RNA polymerase II general transcription initiation factor activity
Source: RefSeq, a predicted model, not a curated record